Melopsittacus undulatus (budgerigar) is the source of this 4788-nucleotide messenger RNA. It is a transcript of the gene PCSK2, whose product is annotated as proprotein convertase subtilisin/kexin type 2. The coding region runs from base 1 to 1935 and encodes 644 amino acids. The record is from RefSeq and is a predicted model, not a curated record. Gene Ontology annotation, molecular function: serine-type endopeptidase activity. Gene Ontology annotation, biological process: peptide hormone processing. The transcript has 12 exons. Gene Ontology annotation, cellular component: membrane; neuron projection. NCBI's taxonomy places the organism in Eukaryota, Metazoa, Chordata, Aves, Psittaciformes, Psittaculidae.
AUGCCGGCGGGGCCGCCGCCGCUGCUGCGGGGUGUCCUCCUUCUCCUCCUCUUCCUCCUCCUGCUGCUGCUCUUCCUCAGCGCCCCGGCCCGCGGAGCCGUCUACACCAACCAUUUCUUGGUGGAGCUGCACGGCGGGGGCCAGGCGGAGGCCGAGCGGGUGGCGGCGGAGCACGGCUUCGGCGGGGUGCGGAAGCUCCCUUUUUUAGAUACUGGAUACUUCUUUUAUCACAAUGGCAUUGCCAAGGCCAGGAGAAGGCGCAGUCUUCAACACAAGCUUCAUCUGGAAAAGGAUUCCCGGGUACGGAAAGCUGUUCAACAGGAAGGUUUCAGCAGAAGGAAGCGAGGAUAUAGAGACAUCAACGACAUUGACAUCAACAUGAAUGAUCCUUUAUUUACAAAGCAAUGGUACCUGAUUAACACUGGUCAAGCAGAUGGGACUCCUGGACUUGACCUUAAUGUAGCUGAAGCAUGGGAGCUGGGAUACACAGGGAAGGGAGUAACCAUAGGAAUUAUGGAUGAUGGAAUUGAUUAUCUGCACCCUGAUCUUGCAUCAAAUUACAAUGCCAAAGCCAGCUACGACUUCAGCAGUAACGAUCCCUUCCCCUACCCCCGCUAUACAGAUGACUGGUUUAACAGCCAUGGGACAAGGUGUGCAGGAGAGGUGUCUGCUGCUGCCAACAACAACAUCUGCGGCGUGGGAGUUGCGUACAACUCCAAGGUGGCAGGUAUUCGAAUGCUUGACCAGCCAUUUAUGACAGACAUUAUUGAGGCUUCCUCUAUCAGUCAUAUGCCUCAAGUCAUAGAUAUUUAUAGUGCCAGCUGGGGACCAACUGAUAAUGGAAAGACUGUGGACGGACCUAGAGAGCUAACACUGCAAGCAAUGGCAGAUGGUGUGAACAAGGGCCGAGGUGGCAAAGGAAGCAUCUAUGUCUGGGCCUCUGGAGAUGGGGGCAGCUACGAUGACUGUAACUGUGAUGGUUAUGCAUCAAGCAUGUGGACAAUCUCCAUCAAUUCUGCUAUAAAUGAUGGACGGACAGCUCUGUAUGAUGAAAGCUGCUCUUCAACCUUAGCUUCCACCUUUAGUAAUGGGAGGAAGAGAAAUCCGGAGGCUGGCGUGGCUACAACAGAUUUGUAUGGCAACUGCACCCUGCGUCACUCGGGAACGUCUGCAGCUGCCCCUGAAGCAGCCGGAGUGUUCGCCUUGGCCCUGGAGGCUAACUUGGAUCUUACCUGGAGGGAUAUGCAGCAUCUGACAGUGCUCACCUCCAAGAGGAACCAGCUUCAUGACGAGGUUCAUCAGUGGCGCAGAAAUGGCGUUGGGCUGGAAUUCAACCAUUUGUUUGGCUAUGGUGUCCUAGAUGCAGGAGCAAUGGUUAAGAUGGCGAAAGACUGGAAGACUGUUCCAGAGAGAUUCCAUUGUGUUGGAGGGUCAAUACAGGAACCUGAAAAGAUACCACCAAGUGGCAAGCUGGUCCUCACACUUACAACUGAUGCUUGUGAGGGGAAGGAAAACUUUGUCCGAUACCUGGAACACGUCCAAGCAGUUAUAACUGUAAAUUCCACUAGGAGAGGAGACCUCAACAUCAACAUGACCUCACCGAUGGGAACAAAGUCCAUUUUACUGAGCCGGCGCCCCAGGGAUGAUGACUCCAAGGUGGGUUUUGACAAAUGGCCUUUCAUGACCACACACACUUGGGGAGAAGACCCCCGAGGCACCUGGGCUCUAGAGAUUGGGUUUGUUGGCAGUCAGCCGCAGCGGGGCGUGCUGAAGGAGUGGACACUGAUGCUGCACGGGACUCAAAGUGCACCCUAUAUAGACCAAAUAGUAAAAGAUUAUCAGUCCAAACUGGCCAUGUCCAAGAAGGAAGAGCUGGAAGAAGAAUUAGAUGAAGCAGUGGAGAGAAGCCUGAAGAGUAUACUGAGCAAGAACUAGUGCUGUUCUGCAUGACGUUGUCUUUCCUUCCCCAGAUCCCUCUACUCAGCUUUCUACUAUCCAAACCUCUGUGUUAGACAUAUUACAAUGAUUGUCUCUGUAGCCAAAUUAUCACACUUUCUUGAUUUUAAAGUCAUAUCUCGUCAAUGAUUAUUUUAAUUACUGAAGCAAUCCUUUUUUUACUCUAAACCACAAAUAUACUGUCCCCCAUCGAAUACUAUGUACAGUUUGUGACUGUAAAUUAUUUUUCUUUGUGUCAUACAAAUAGGUAAUAGCCUGCAAAAAAGUUGAUGGCUUUUCCCUUCAUAUUUUUGUGGUUAAAUGUUGUUUGUAUUAAAAAAAAGACAAUGAACGAGUGAAUUUUAAAAUUGGCAGUUGGUGAUAAUGGGCACAUUUCUUACAAUUAUUGUGAGAGAGGGAAUUGCAAAGAGGGUGGCUGGAGAGGUCUUUGAACGUCUAACAGCUCCUUCGGCAUCAUUGACUUCAGUGGGACAUUCCCCACUGGGUUCAACCAAAGUAGCACUAGACCCUACAAAAAGAAAGAAUCCAGAGAUAAAGAAAAUUUCCCAGUCCAAUUUGCAGAAAUCCAGUACUUUUGGGAGUUUUCUUUCAAUAUAUACACUAACACAUCUAUAUACACACAAACACUUCGGCCACAGAAUGGAUCAACAGGCGUGCAAUAAGGAAGGCAAAGCAAUGCCAAAGCUGGGCGAUAUGGGGAAGUGCUUUACAAACAGGGUCAGGGCAUUCUAAAAGCACAAGUUUCAGUUUUGUUUUGUUUUAUUUUUGGCAAUUUAAAUCAAUUUACCAUCUUACAGCAGAACGAGCACAUAAGGAAUGAAUGAGAUGUAGGAUUUCUGGCAGCCUGUGUGCAGAAGUGCAUCUGCUCGUCUCUGUCCCGAGAUGUUCGACAGCAGCACAAGCUGAGGCUGUGUCAGCAUUUUCAACCAUAGACCCCUGUUUUCUGGGGUUUCCAACCUGGCUGUCAGUAAAUUGCUGGGGGAGAAAUUUAAAGGACACAGUUUCAGUCCCAAAGCAAUUUUUUAAUUCAGAUUUCGUUUUUAAGAAUAGAGAUCUGUUAUUUUUAUGUUACACAAAUAUAUUUAAGGAGAAAAAUAUGCCUAAGUUGUUAAUGUGUAAUGCAGAGUUGGCUUUCUUGGCAAAUGUAGUGUGUUUGGGAAGAUUUGUUGGUAAUCAUUGCUUUUUGCAGUUUCAAGAGUUGUUCCAACUUCACUUUCCAUACAUGUGUACAGGCAAUCUCUCUUGCCCUCAGAGUCUGCUCUGGCUAUUAUCACAAGAAGUAACAUCCUCUUUGGUGGGGAGUUACUCAUGGUAGCAACCAGUACACAUUCUCAGGUGUGAGAUCCCAAUUUUAACCUUGGAGUAAUAAAGGUUCUCGAUUCUGCACAUAUUUGGGCAGGCAUUCACAGUGAAGGACAUCAGUGGACCUACCCCAAUGCUAAUUUUAAGCAGGAGCCUCGGGUCUUCGCAGGAUUCAAGAUCUGCUUUUUAGCAGUGACUGAUUGCAGAAUUUUAUUAUGUAUUUUUAAUAUGCAGAGUAUUAAUCUAAAAGGUUUUAAUAAGAGUUGUCCUCGUGGAUCAGGUGCAUAGUAGUAAAAACACAUUUAGUAAGUAAAUAUUUAUCAGAUUAAAAAUGUAACCCAAAGGUUCUGGUGGACAAGUUUCACUUAAAAAUGUGUAAUUUAUGCCGUUACUUCUAGCCAAUAUCCAUCUUUUAUCUUUCCAUAAGAGUCCUGUUCUUUCCUUGACAAAUCCAAAUGCAAAAUAAACAACUUAACCUGCUCAGAGUCUAUGUGAAUUACACUCUAAAGCUAAGACAAGCAGCCCAGCACUACUCACAGGUUCCUCAUGGCACGCAGCAAUGCCUUUUUACAGUUGGGACACAUUGGGAUACCACAGGAGUACAAGGACAAGACAGGGCCAUUUUAAAUCACCAACUGGAGUUCAUGAGGCAUGUGCCAAAACACACUGAAGUUAAAUGGCUUGGGGACAGGUUUGCUCGUGUCUUUGGAAGUGAAUGGAUCACACUGAUGGUAGCAAUUUUCUAUGGAAGGCACCCAGAUCGCAGAGCAGCAUAUACAUACCAGAGGGAAAAUCUUACCAUAUAUAUAUUUAUGCAUACACCUGUAUGCCUAAAUACAUACGACGCACCUGUGGUAUAUAUCUCUCUGUAUAUAUAUUACAUACAAUAUGUAUAUUCAGAGUAUGUUACAUAUAUUUGCUUAUAAAUACAUAUAGAAUUACAUACGGUAUGUAAUGUAUGAUACAUACACAUUAUAACUUCUUGUGUGUAUGUGUUCAAAGAAAGAGGUAACUGGAAGCUUUUGAAGGACUUCUAAAACGUGGGAAAAGUUUUGGAAUAAGACAAGUCUUAUGUGGAAAUCUUAAAUGAUCAUGUAUGUGACUUUCCAUUGCAUUUAUGUAAUUCUGCAAUUCUCUGUUCAAUCAUUAAAUAUCUUGCAAAACAGCAAAAUAGCUAGAUGGUUGUUCAUAUUUUCAUAAUGCUGACAAUAUAUUACAUGAAAGAUCACGAUAAUGAGUGAUAUACAGAAAUGGUGAAUUUUGAUAUAAGUAUAUAUAAAACGAAGUGUAUAUACAAUACAGACAUCUACUUCAAAUUCUUUGGGAUUUUUGCAUCAGGGGAUUGCUGAAAAAUAUGUCCAGUCAGACUAAGUUUUUAUGGUAUUGCUGAUGGAAAAUAAAGUUAAUUUGUUAGUAUUUAUAAUAAAGGGGAAAAUGAAGCUCAUGAUUUGAAACAGGUGAACACUGUUUAACUAAAGCCCUGUGAUGAUGUUUUAUAAUACGAGGAAAAUAAAGAGCUGUUGUAAACUG